UAUUAGGUACCAUAGAGUGAGGCGAGGAUGAAGCCGAGAGACUGCAGAGGUCCCUGGUGCAUGUGUGUAUAUGUGCGUUUGUGUGUGUUUGUGUGUGUGUGUUCUGCCCCCCCGGUGAGACUGCAGCCCUUGUAAAUACUUGGUCACCUUUUGCAAGAAAGAAUCUGAACAAUUGCAACUGAAGGCACAUUGUUAUCAUCUUGUCUUUGGGAGAUGCUGUUCCUCACUGCAGAUGGGUGAUUUUCCUUUUAAUCAGGACUUUCACAUGCAGAGAGUAAAUGGUAAUUAAAAUGUGCAGGAUGACAAGAUGGAGCAAACAGUGCUUGUACCACCAGGACCUGACAGCUUCAACUUCUUCACCAGAGAAUCUCUUGCAGCUAUUGAAAGACGCAUUGCAGAAGAAAAGGCUAAGAAUCCCAAACCAGACAAAAAUGAUGAUGAAAAUGGCCCAAAGCCAAAUAGUGACUUGGAAGCUGGGAAGAACCUUCCAUUUAUUUAUGGAGACAUUCCUCCAGGGAUGGUGUCAGAGCCCUUGGAGGACCUGGAUCCAUACUAUAUCAAUAAAAAAACGUUUAUAGUAUUGAAUAAAGGGAAGGCCAUCUUCCGGUUCAGUGCCACCUCUGCCCUGUACAUUUUAACUCCCUUCAAUCCUCUUAGGAAAAUAGCUAUUAAGAUUUUGGUACAUUCAUAUCCUUUUUCAAGUGAUUAAUAUUAACUGUUUGCACAUAAUCUAUAAGUACUUUGUAGCUAAAUUACUUUAUCAAUUUUUUCGAUACUUGCUUUCAGGUACACCUUCACAGGAAUAUAUACUUUUGAAUCACUUAUAAAAAUUAUUGCAAGGGGCUUCUGUUUAGAAGAUUUUACUUUCCUUCGAGAUCCAUGGAACUGGCUCGAUUUCACUGUCAUUACAUUUGCAUAUGUGACGGAGUUUGUGGACCUGGGCAAUGUCUCAGCGCUGAGAACAUUCAGAGUUCUCCGAGCAUUGAAAACGAUUUCAGUCAUUCCAGGCCUGAAAACCAUUGUGGGAGCCCUGAUCCAGUCAGUGAAGAAGCUCUCAGAUGUAAUGAUCCUGACUGUGUUCUGUCUGAGUGUGUUUGCGCUAAUUGGGCUACAGCUCUUCAUGGGCAACCUGCGGAAUAAAUGUGUUCAAUGGCCUCCCACCAAUACUUCCCUGGAGGAACACAGUAUAGAGAUGAAUAUAACUGUGAAUUACAAUGGCACAUUUGUAAAUGAAACUGUUGUUGAGUUUGACUGGAAAUCUUACAUUCAAGAUUCAAGGUAUCAUUAUUUCCUGGAGGGUUUCCCAGAUGCACUACUAUGUGGAAAUAGCUCUGAUGCAGGCCAAUGUCCAGAAGGAUAUAUGUGUGUGAAAGCUGGUAGAAAUCCCAAUUAUGGCUACACAAGCUUUGAUACCUUCAGUUGGGCUUUUUUGUCCCUGUUUCGACUAAUGACUCAGGACUUCUGGGAAAAUCUUUAUCAACUGACAUUGCGUGCUGCUGGAAAAACAUACAUGAUAUUUUUUGUGCUGGUCAUUUUUUUGGGAUCAUUCUACCUAAUAAAUUUGAUCCUGGCUGUGGUGGCCAUGGCCUAUGAGGAACAGAACCAGGCCACCUUGGAAGAGGCAGAACAGAAAGAGGCCGAAUUUCAGCAGAUGCUAGAACAGCUUAAAAAGCAACAGGAGGCAGCUCAGGCAGCAACUGUAACUGCCUCGGAACAUUCCAGAGAGCCCAGUGCGGCAGGCAGGCUCUCAGACAGCUCAUCUGAAGCCUCCAAGUUGAGUUCCAAGAGUGCUAAAGAAAGAAGAAAUCGGAGGAAGAAAAGAAAGCAGAAGGAGCAGUCUGGUGGCGAAGAGAAAGAUGAGGAUGAAUUCCAUAAAUCCGAGUCUGAAGACAGCAUCAGGAGGAAAGGGUUUCGCUUCUCCAUUGAAGGAAACAGAUUGACAUAUGAAAAGAGGUACUCUUCCCCACACCAGUCUUUGUUGAGCAUCCGUGGCUCCCUAUUUUCUCCAAGGCGAAAUAGCAGAACAAGCCUUUUCAGCUUUAGAGGGCGAGCAAAGGAUGUGGGGUCUGAGAACGACUUUGCUGAUGAUGAACACAGCACCUUUGAGGAUAACGAGAGCCGGAGAGAUUCUUUGUUUGUGCCCCGACGACAUGGAGAGCGACGCAACAGUAACCUAAGUCAGACCAGUAGGUCGUCCCGGAUGCUGGCAGUGUUUCCAUCGAAUGGGAAGAUGCACAGCACUGUGGAUUGCAAUGGUGUGGUUUCCUUGGUUGGUGGACCUUCAGUUCCUACAUCGCCUGUUGGACAGCUUCUGCCAGAGGGAACUACCACUGAAACUGAAAUGAGAAAGAGAAGGUCAAGUUCUUUCCAAGUUUCCAUGGACUUUCUAGAAGAUCCUUCCCAAAGGCAAAGAGCAAUGAGUAUAGCCAGCAUCCUAACAAAUACAGUAGAAGAACUUGAAGAGUCCAGACAGAAAUGCCCACCCUGUUGGUAUAAAUUUUCCAACAUAUUCUUAAUCUGGGACUGUUCUCCAUAUUGGUUAAAAGUGAAACAUAUUGUCAACCUGGUCGUGAUGGACCCCUUUGUGGACCUGGCCAUCACCAUCUGCAUUGUCUUAAAUACUCUUUUCAUGGCCAUGGAGCACUAUCCCAUGACGGAACAUUUCAAUCAUGUGCUUACAGUAGGAAACUUGGUUUUCACUGGGAUCUUUACAGCAGAAAUGUUUCUGAAAAUUAUUGCCAUGGAUCCUUACUAUUAUUUCCAAGAAGGCUGGAAUAUCUUUGAUGGUUUUAUUGUGACGCUUAGCCUGGUAGAACUUGGACUCGCCAAUGUGGAAGGAUUAUCAGUUCUUCGUUCAUUCCGAUUGCUCCGAGUUUUCAAGUUGGCAAAAUCUUGGCCGACAUUAAAUAUGCUGAUAAAAAUCAUCGGCAAUUCAGUGGGGGCUCUGGGAAAUCUAACCCUGGUCUUGGCCAUCAUCGUCUUCAUUUUUGCUGUGGUCGGCAUGCAGCUCUUCGGUAAAAGCUACAAAGAUUGUGUCUGCAAGAUCUCCAGUGACUGUGAACUUCCACGCUGGCACAUGAAUGACUUUUUCCACUCCUUCCUGAUUGUGUUCCGCGUGCUGUGUGGAGAGUGGAUAGAGACCAUGUGGGACUGUAUGGAGGUCGCUGGUCAAGCCAUGUGCCUUACUGUCUUCAUGAUGGUCAUGGUCAUUGGAAACCUAGUGGUCCUGAACCUCUUUCUGGCCUUGCUUCUGAGCUCAUUUAGUGCAGACAACCUUGCAAAACUUAACGAAAGCAGUAGCUCGUCGGAAGGCAGCACUGUGGACAUUGGCGCACCUGCGGAGGAACAGCCCGCUGUGGAACCCGAAGAAACCCUUGAACCUGAAGCAUGUUUCACCGAAGGCUGUGUACAAAGAUUCAAAUGUUGUCAAAUCAGUGUGGAAGAAGGGAGAGGAAAACAAUGGUGGAACCUGAGAAGAACGUGCUUCCGAAUAGUUGAACAUAACUGGUUUGAGACCUUCAUUGUUUUCAUGAUUCUCCUUAGUAGCGGUGCUCUGGCAUUUGAAGAUAUAUAUAUUGAUCAGCGAAAGACAAUUAAGACUAUGUUGGAAUAUGCUGACAAGGUUUUCACUUACAUUUUCAUUCUGGAAAUGCUUCUAAAAUGGGUAGCAUAUGGCUAUCAAACAUAUUUCACCAAUGCCUGGUGUUGGCUGGACUUCUUAAUUGUUGAUGUUUCAUUGGUCAGUUUAACAGCAAAUGCCUUGGGUUACUCAGAACUUGGUGCCAUCAAAUCUCUCAGGACACUAAGAGCUCUGAGACCUCUGAGAGCCUUAUCUCGAUUUGAAGGGAUGAGGGUGGUUGUGAAUGCCCUUUUAGGAGCAAUUCCAUCCAUUAUGAAUGUGCUUCUGGUUUGUCUUAUAUUCUGGCUAAUUUUCAGCAUCAUGGGCGUAAAUUUGUUUGCUGGCAAAUUCUACCACUGUAUUAACACCACAACUGGUGACAGGUUUGACAUCAACGAAGUGAAUAAUCAUACUGAUUGCCUAAAACUAAUAGAAAGAAAUGAGACUGCCCGGUGGAAAAAUGUGAAAGUAAACUUUGAUAAUGUAGGAUUUGGGUAUCUCUCUUUGCUUCAAGUUGCCACAUUUAAGGGAUGGAUGGAUAUAAUGUACGCAGCAGUUGAUUCCAGAAAUGUGGAACUUCAGCCUAAGUAUGAGGAAAGUCUGUAUAUGUAUCUUUACUUUGUUAUUUUCAUCAUCUUUGGGUCCUUCUUCACCUUGAACCUGUUUAUUGGUGUCAUCAUAGAUAAUUUCAACCAGCAAAAAAAGAAGUUUGGAGGUCAAGACAUCUUUAUGACAGAAGAACAGAAGAAAUACUAUAAUGCGAUGAAAAAAUUAGGAUCAAAAAAGCCACAAAAGCCAAUACCUCGACCAGGAAACAAAUUUCAAGGAAUGGUCUUCGAUUUUGUAACCAGACAAGUUUUUGACAUAAGCAUCAUGAUUCUCAUCUGUCUUAACAUGGUCACAAUGAUGGUGGAAACAGAUGACCAGAGUGAACACGUGACUAGCAUUUUGUCACGCAUCAAUCUGGUGUUCAUUGUGCUGUUCACCGGAGAGUGUGUGCUGAAGCUCAUCUCCCUCCGCCAUUAUUAUUUUACCAUUGGCUGGAAUAUUUUUGAUUUUGUGGUUGUCAUUCUCUCCAUUGUAGGUAUGUUUCUGGCUGAGCUGAUAGAAAAAUAUUUUGUGUCCCCGACCCUGUUCCGUGUGAUCCGUCUUGCCAGGAUUGGCCGAAUCCUACGUCUGAUCAAAGGAGCGAAGGGGAUCCGCACGCUGCUCUUUGCUCUGAUGAUGUCCCUUCCUGCGUUGUUUAACAUCGGCCUCCUGCUCUUCCUGGUCAUGUUCAUCUAUGCCAUCUUUGGGAUGUCCAACUUUGCCUAUGUUAAGAGAGAGGUUGGAAUUGAUGACAUGUUCAACUUUGAGACCUUUGGCAACAGCAUGAUCUGCCUGUUCCAAAUUACCACCUCUGCUGGCUGGGAUGGAUUGCUGGCACCUAUUCUUAAUAGUGGGCCUCCCGACUGUGACCCUGAUGCAGUUCACCCUGGAAGCUCAGUCAAGGGAGACUGUGGGAACCCAUCUGUCGGGAUUUUCUUUUUUGUCAGUUACAUCAUCAUAUCCUUUCUGGUUGUGGUGAACAUGUACAUUGCCGUCAUCCUGGAAAACUUCAGUGUUGCUACUGAAGAAAGUGCAGAGCCCCUGAGUGAGGAUGACUUUGAGAUGUUCUACGAGGUUUGGGAGAAGUUUGAUCCCGAUGCGACCCAGUUCAUGGAAUUUGAAAAACUAUCUCAGUUUGCAGCUGCUCUUGAACCUCCUCUUAAUUUGCCACAACCAAACAAACUCCAGCUCAUUGCCAUGGAUUUGCCUAUGGUGAGUGGUGACCGAAUCCACUGUCUUGACAUCUUAUUUGCUUUUACGAAGCGGGUUCUGGGAGAGAGUGGAGAGAUGGAUGCUCUCCGAAUACAGAUGGAAGAGCGAUUCAUGGCUUCCAACCCUUCCAAGGUCUCCUAUCAGCCAAUCACUACGACUUUAAAACGAAAGCAAGAGGAAGUAUCUGCUGUUAUUAUUCAGCGUGCUUACAGGCGCCACCUUUUAAAGCGAACUGUAAAACAAGCUUCCUUUACAUAUAAUAAAAACAAAAUCAAAGGUGGGGCUAAUCUUCUUGUAAAAGAAGACAUGAUAAUUGACAGAAUAAAUGAAAACUCUAUUACAGAAAAAACUGAUCUGACCAUGUCCACUGCAGUUUGUCCACCUUCCUAUGAUCGGGUGACAAAGCCAAUUGUGGAAAAACAUGAGCAAGAAGGCAAAGAUGAAAAAGCCAAAGGGAAAUAAACAAAAACACAUAAAAAUAAUUGGGUGACAAAUUGUUUACAGCCCAUGAAGGUGAUGUAUUUUUGUCAACAGGACUCCUUUAGGAGGUCAAUGCCAAACUGACUGUUUUUACACAAAUCUAUUUAAGGUCAGUGCCUACAAUAAGACAGUGAUCCCUUGUCAGCAAACUGACUCUGUGUAAAGAGGAGACGACCUUGACAGGAGGUUACUGUUCUCACUACCAGCUGACACUGCUGAAGACAAGAGACAAAAUGGCUAUUCAGAUUGUAGGGACCAGUUUAAAAGGGUGCAGACUUAUAAUUUGGGGGUUGUUUAACAUGAAACACUUUAGUGUAGUAAUUGUAUCCACUGUUUGCAUUUCAACUGCCACAUUUGUCACAUUUUUACAAAAUCUGUUAGUGGAUUCUUCUUUUUUUUAAUCCAUAUGUUUAUUAUAUGUGACUAUUUUUGUAAAUGGGGUUUCUGUUGGGAAAUAGACUAAAGGACCUCAUUAACAGGUAUGCCACCUGGGUGGUAACCACACAGCCCUCCCAUCUACACAAAGACACGGUUUGCAUGAGGGCAUGCUGCACUUAGAGAUCAUGCAUGAGAAAAAGUCACGAGAAAAACAACGAGUUCUUAAAUUCCAUCCAUAUUUCUGGGAGGGAUGACUGGGCGAUAAGUGGAGGUGCUUUGUUGAUCCUGUUUUGUCAAAUCCAGCCCCUAGACCAAGUAGAUUGCAUUUGGGUAGGCCAUUAAAUCUUAGCCGGUGCAAACUUCAUUUAAAUGUCUGGAGUCAUCAAGAUUACGUUUCUGUCUAUCAUAUUAAAAAAACUGAAAUAAUGAAUAUUGCCCUCUAACCUCCACCCCCAGAAGACUGAAUUGACCAAAAUAACCCUUUAUAAAUUUCUGCUUAAUCCUGUACUUUGUUUAGCCAUCUUCAGCUCUCAGCAAGGUUGAUACUGUAUAUGUUAAUGAAAUGCUAUUUAUUAUGUAAAUAGUCAUUUUGCCCUGUGGUGCACGUUUGAGCAAAAAAAUAAUGACCUAAGCACAGUAUUUAUUGCAUCAAAUAUGUACCACAAGCAAUGUAGAGUGCAAGCUUUACACAGGUAAUAUAAUGUAUUCUGUAUCAUUAUAGAUAGUUUGGAUGCUCUCAAUGCAUGUUUAUAUUACCAUGCUGCUGUAUCUGGUUUCUCUCAUUGCUCAGAAUCUCACUUAUGAGAAACCAUAUGUCAGUGGUAAAGUCAAGGAAAUCGAUCAACAGAUCUCAUUUCUUUAAGUCAUUAAGCAAUAGUUUGCAGCACUUUAACAACUUUUUGGUUAUUUUUAAAUGUUAAGUGGAUAACAUAUGGUGUAUAGCCAGACUGUACAGACAUGUUUAAAAAAAAAACAAAACACUGCUUAACCUGUUAAAAAUGUGUUUAGAAUUUUAUAAGCAAAUAUAAAUACUGUAAAAAGUCAUUUUAUUUUAUUUUUCAGCAUUAUGUACAUAAAUAUGAAGAGGAAAUUAUCUUCAGGUUGAUAUCACAAUCACUUUUCUUACUUUAUGUCCAUAGUACUUUUUCAUGGAAGAAAUUUGCUAAAUAAGAAAUGAAAACAAGACUGGAUAGUUGUAGAAUUCUGCUUUUUUAUUACAUUUGCUAAUUUUAGAUUAUUUCAUAAUUUUAAGGGGCAAAAUCGGUUCACGACACAUCUAAAUUAUGCUUUGCAAUUGGAAAGGGUAUCAAAUUUUAUUUGCAUUUCUGGUAGUGUCUGCAUUUUUAGUUUUGAUCUUUUCUUCUAACCUCUGUUUAUGUUUCCAUUUCUUUGGAGUCAUGCUGCUCUAGAUUGUUCAAAAUAUAAUGUGGGCUUCACAGUUUUUUUUCCACAAGAACAGAGAGUAGUGAACUUACAUAGUCAAUUACAUCAGGACAUUUUGUGUUUCUUACAGAAGCAAACCAUAGGCUCCUCUUUUUCUUAAAACUACUUAGAUAAACUGUAUUCGUGAACUGCAUGCUGGAAAAUGCUACUAUUACCCUAAAUGAUGCUAAACAACAUUAAAAAUGUGCAAAACUAAUAAAGUUUACAGUUUUUAUUUUA
This is a messenger RNA of Propithecus coquereli (Coquerel's sifaka), 7939 nucleotides long. RefSeq names its product sodium channel, voltage gated, type I alpha subunit (gene SCN1A). The transcript is spliced from 26 exons. Gene Ontology annotation, molecular function: voltage-gated sodium channel activity. Gene Ontology annotation, biological process: sodium ion transmembrane transport; neuronal action potential; membrane depolarization during action potential. Gene Ontology annotation, cellular component: axon; plasma membrane; voltage-gated sodium channel complex. The record is from RefSeq and is a predicted model, not a curated record. NCBI's taxonomy places the organism in Eukaryota, Metazoa, Chordata, Mammalia, Primates, Indriidae.